Messenger RNA from Symbiodinium pilosum, 306 nucleotides. The record is from the annotation of a GenBank genome assembly. Lineage: Eukaryota; Dinophyceae; Suessiales; Symbiodiniaceae.
AUGAGCGCCGGAAUCGUAUCCAAGCCCUGUGCACGCUACGUCAAGCGCGGAGGCUACUUCCUGGCAUCCGACGCGCAUUUCGACGCGCGGACGACUGCUCUCGACCCGCGUUUUCAACUCGUGGCGGUGUACGACCCUGACGCGAAGAGGCUUGAAACGAAGCGUUUGGAGGACUGUUUCAUGACCACUUCGGGUGCGAAGAUUUCCGCCGACCAGGUCAAGGUCAGCAUGACAAAGCCGAAAGGGAGUCGUGGCUUCAAGCUGAAACGUGAGGAUUGGUUCUACCUCUUCAAGCGAAUCCGCUGA